This is a messenger RNA of Anolis carolinensis (green anole), 4026 nucleotides long. RefSeq names its product BSD domain containing 1 (gene bsdc1). The coding region runs from base 87 to 1418 and encodes 443 amino acids. Gene Ontology annotation, cellular component: cytoplasm. NCBI's taxonomy places the organism in Eukaryota, Metazoa, Chordata, Lepidosauria, Squamata, Anolidae. The record is from RefSeq and is a predicted model, not a curated record. The transcript has 11 exons.
CCCUUUGAUGGGAAGCCGCCGGAAGUGACGGUGCCUGGAGGGGCGGGUCCGAGGCCAGUAAAUAUUGGUGACGUCAGGCUGCCAAGAUGGCGGAGGGGGAAGAUGGAGGCUGGUGGCGGAGCUGGCUGCAGCAAAGCCUUCAAACAGUCAAAGAGAAGUCCACAGAGGCCUUGGAGUUCAUGAAGCGAGACCUGACAGAAUUCACGCAGGUGGUCCAGCAUGACACGGCCUGCACCAUUGCGGCCACUGCCAGCGUUGUCAAGGAGAAACUGGCAACGGAGAACUCCUCGGGUACCACUGAAAAGGUGAGGAAAGGGCUUUCCAACUUCCUGGGCGUCAUCUCAGACACAUUUGCCCCUUCGCCGGAUAAGACCAUCGACUGUGACGUCAUAACCCUGAUGGCCACCCCUUCGGGGACGACGGAAUUGUACGACAGUGCCAAGGCGCGACUAUACAGCCUUCAAUCAGACCCAGCCACUUAUUGCAAUGAACCUGAUGGACCCUCUCAACUUUUUGAGGCCUGGCUUUCACACUUCAACUUAGAGGAGAAAAAGGGGGAGAUCUCGGACUUGCUGGUGAACAGUCCUUCCAUCCGUUCCCUCUACUCCAAGAUGGUCCCAGCAGCUGUCUCCCACUCGGAGUUCUGGCAGCGCUAUUUCUACAAAGUCCAUCAGUUGGAGCAGGAGGAGGUACGAAGGGAGGCCCUCAAGCAACGAGCAGAGCAGAGUGUUCACUCAGAGGAGCCCAGAUGGGAGGAGGAAGAAGAGGAGUUUCUAGGGUCGUCGUCAUCAUCUCCCCAGCCCCAUACACAGCCUUCCCAUGAGGCAAAACCUGCUCCUGCCUUGACAACAGAGGUGACUCCAACCCUGGAGGUAUCCGUGGAAAGCUGGGCCACACUCAGCCCGACCCUAACUGAGGCCACCCCAUCCGAAAGCAGCGAGAGCGUCUCCCUGAUGACGCAGGUCACAAACCCAGCUUCAGCCGCCGCCACUGUGCCCGCCCUGCCCUCACAGACCAGCGCCCAGCUCUCUGGGGCAGGGGACCUCUCCCCAAGGCUGCCGGAAGUCCCCAGAGAAGAGCCCAAGGCACCAGAGCCCACACAGCUCGCCACAACGCCCCAGGACGGGAAGCCUUCGCCAGAGAAGCAGCCCAAGGAGGCAGCCGAAGGCAAGGGGCAAAGCCGGACAGACGGUCCCCGAGAGGAAGCGCCAAUGGACCUGCGACUCUUUGAGCUCAACUCGGACAGCGGAAAGUCCACUCCCUCCAACAACGGGAAGAAAGGUUCAAGCACAGACGUCAGCGAGGAUUGGGAGAAGGACUUUGAUCUGGACAUGACUGAAGAAGAGGUUCAGCUGGCUCUCUCCAAGGCUGACAUCUCUGGGGAGCUGGAUGAUGAAGAAUGGGCAGACUGGGAGUAGCAGCUGGGGCCCUUGCUUCCUGUGCAGCAGAAGCACAUCCUGGCCCCUUCUCUGGCACCCCACGCACCCCUCCGCACCAUCCAAUGUGAAUUAAAUCACAGAGCAACCGGCUUCUUGCCCCUUGUGUCCGUGUGUGUUCUGGCCUGGCUGCAUCUCAUCUCUGCUCACGUCCCGCUGGGAAACUUGGACCACGAGGAUGACGCUGGGAUCCUUGCCAUGGAGGCCGGUAUCUCACUUGGGAAGGGAAGGGGCCAUCUUCUCUUAGGACAAUGCUCCUUUCCACUCAGACUAAUAACUCUUUCAGAACUGCUGCUCCUGGGUGGAAGUCUCUUUUUCCUCUUUGUUCCCUUUCCACCGCCUUUUUUUGUUUUGUUUUGAACCUUGAGGUGGAUGUUAGUUGGUGGUGGAUUGGAUUGAAGUGUAGAAGGAAUUCUCUCUGGAUUGACUGGACUUUGCAGAAUAGUUAGGCUUCCUUUUCUGGCCGCUCUGAACCAGCAGCUUUGCUCGCUGUGUGGCCAUUGGUUUCAUGAAAUGUAGCAAGCUUCUAGUGGGUCCCAGAACUGGGUCCUCUCUGCCUCCCACUGGGAACAAUGGUCCUGAGGAGCGCCAGUGUGGACCCUGGCAGCCUUGUCGGUCUCCUUCCUUCAAAAGAGGCUUCUGUACCACCUAAAUGGAACCCACAGUCUCCCAAGUUUUUGAGCAGCCCACCUUCAUCCUGUCUUACGCUGCCUCCUUUCUCUGCUCUCCAGGGACCUGAAGCACUUUUCAAAAAUAAUAAAAGUUCUUGUGCUGAAUCCUUUCUUGAGCAUGCAACCCCAUGGAAGGGGCACUUCCCAUGCAAGCUCAGCAAAGGGGCUGUUGUGCAGGAGAUGUUAUUUCUGUGUUCUCUGGAGGAGGCCCCUUUCCAAAGUUUCCCUGGAAGUAGCCCCCUUCCUCAGACGGACGCUAAUCUUGGCCUGCCUGUAAGGACCAGCGUUUGCCAAAGCCUUGUGCCCCUAUCCACUACCAUUGAGCCGGCAUCAUCUGUUGAACAUCUCACUCAAACUGCCUCCGAGUCUGUUGUCUUGCCCGUAGCCUCCAGUUUAAUUUUCCUUCCUAGGUAUGUAUGUGUUUUCAGGGAGAGCACAGUGCGUUUGCCCUUUUUUCUGCCCUGUCUCCCAAGACGUAGCCUAGCUGCCUUGCAACCAAGUCAAAGAGUCUGAAAUUGCUUUGGAAGCUCUGACCUAAGAACCGAUUAGCUGCAAUGAUGCUUUUCUAAAAAGGUUCCAAACUGUUGGCCGAUCUCUUUGAGACACAAUUCAUCCUAGGAUGCAUUAUGUGCCCUUUUGAAAUGAAUAGGAGCUAGCUUGAAUCCACUGUCUACUUGCAGAAAGCAUGCUCAGCUGCUCCCUAGUGGCGCAAGAGCCUUGUCUUUCCUGACUUGGAACAGGUCCAUAUCAUAAAAUGUUGAGCCUCUAUGAGAUUAGAAUAAUCUAAUGACAGGAGCAAGCAUGGGUUUUUCCAAGAGCUGCAACUCUCAUGUGCAGUUAGGUCCCUUCCACUCUUCUCAGUGCUUCUACUUAAUUGCUCACUUGUUCAACUGUUCCUGGCUUCUUGGGUACUAGAGGAGAAUGAAAGCAUUGUCGCUACCAUUUUAAUUCUCCUCUGCAAGAAGUACCCAGAGAAGAUGAGGCAAAUGAGCAGAAACACUAAAUAGUGACUGGUGUAAGGCUGUCAAUGGACAACUGUAGCCGAUGUUAGAGUCUACAGACACUACAGUCACCUGGAGGAGAUUAACCACAUGAUUAUAGGCUCCUCUGGGAAAUGGACCCUUAAAAAUCCCCCCUUCGGGGAAAGCUAAUGUGGGAGUCAGCUCUGAAAGCAGGUACAUUCUAGGAGAACCAGUCUGCCCCCUUCUCUCUCUGGAGGGGUUCCCCAAAUGCUGUACUCAGCAGACAAAUAAGACGACUUCUUACAUUCCUGUGAUCUAGAACAGCAGCCGGAGUCAAGGGAGAAAGGCCGGAAAAAUGUGUCAGGUUCUUCUUGCAGUUUGCAGCUUGAGUUGAAACGCUUGGGAGGUACCUGCCUCUUGCAAGUACUGGUCCCACCACAUUCUUGCAGGAAUGGAUCUUUGGCUGCGUCUUAAGGAUCCGCACAAGGGCCCACAAGACUUCCUUCUUGGCCAAAGGGACCACAAAGCAAGCUGUGUUCCAGGCAUUUCCCCUCCCCUGUUUAAAAACUGGAUCCAAGAGGAUCCAAGCCUGGUGUCCGAGACUUCCGAACCUUGCCUUGGAGGCAGCAUCCGCCUUGAAGACCCACAGCGAAGGGCUUGUGCGGACGGCAGGAGCCAAAACGAGGCUGGAGACCUGCAGCCAUGUCCCUUCUCAAGGCAGUUGAGACGGGGAAGGAGCACGGGCGUCUCUGGCUUCAUCGUAAUUCUUCAUUUUCCUCUUCUCGGUUGUGCAAUAUUCUCUCAUUUUUAAAUUAUACCGCAUCUCCCUGGACUGUUUUCGAAGCUGGGGGCAAACAAGUGACUCUAACAAGCUGUUAGUUUUGUAAUUAUGACUUUCUCCCCGAACCUUUUACAGACUUGCUGUUAACAGCGAUUAAAAGAGUUCUACAGAAAUGG